AUGGCUGGCUUCCGGUCGUGGCGUAAGCAAUAUGGAGUAAGAUCCUUCAAAGAGGAUAUAUUCAACGCAGAUGAGACGGCUCUGUACUAUCGGGCUUUACCACGAAGAACACUAGAGUUGAAUCACGCUGGUGCUACUGGUUACAAAAUCUCGAAGGAGAGGUUGACCGUACUUUUAUGCAGUAGUGCUUCAGGUGAGAAGUUACCCAUGAGGAUGAUCAGCCAGCGGAGGAACAUCCUUCUGUUUGUUGACAACGCUCCGCCUCAUCGGAAUGUCGGCACAUUUACUAAUGUACGUAUUGAAUACCUCCCUCCGAAUUCUACUGCUAUGACACAGCCCAUGGAUCAAGGCAUCAUCUGGUCAUUGAAGUGUAAGUAUCGGAAAAGGCUCCUGGAAUUUCUCCUGCCCACAUGUGAUCCUGAGAAGCUUCCAAGCUGUUCUGAAAGUUUCCAUUUGCUACAAGCGAUGCGAUUUCUCAAGGCUGCUUGGGAUAAUGUUCAUCCGAACACAAUAAUUAAUGGUUUUGUCAAAGCCAGAUUUUUCUCACAGCCAGAAUUGGCUGACCAAUCAAAUGACAACUGUAAUUUGAUCGAAGAUUUCCAUAAAUAUGUGGCUCUUGAUGAAGAAUUAUUUGCGCUGGAAGUGCGAGAAAUUGAUUUGGACAAUGAUAGUGAUGAGGUGAGUGGACUGAUUCAUUUUGUGGUAACUCCUAAAUUGCAGGAAUUUUCAGGGGUAGACACUGAUACCCUCAAUCCGAUCGUUCAUGAGCCCGAGAGGUCUGCAAAUGUAGUAUCCCAAAUCGACGCAGAGAAAUCCGUCGAACUCCUGAAGUCGUACAUUCUUUUCCAUCCAAAAAUGCCAAUAGCAGCUGUAGAUCACAUGAGCCAAAUCGGUGCCUGGGUGGCUGCAGAAGGUGUAAGGGCUGCCGCACACAGGAGGCAGUCUAAAAUAUCCGAGUUCUGGAACUGA
Messenger RNA from Penaeus indicus, 969 nucleotides. Its product is annotated as tigger transposable element-derived protein 4-like. Lineage: Eukaryota; Metazoa; Arthropoda; Malacostraca; Decapoda; Penaeidae. Gene Ontology annotation, molecular function: DNA binding. The record is from RefSeq and is a predicted model, not a curated record. The transcript is spliced from 3 exons. Gene Ontology annotation, cellular component: nucleus. Bases 1 to 969 code for a protein of 322 amino acids.